This is a messenger RNA of Planococcus citri (citrus mealybug), 2610 nucleotides long. RefSeq lists its product as uncharacterized. The transcript is spliced from 2 exons. The coding region runs from base 182 to 2395 and encodes 737 amino acids. The record is from RefSeq and is a predicted model, not a curated record. Lineage: Eukaryota; Metazoa; Arthropoda; Insecta; Hemiptera; Pseudococcidae.
UGUGAUUUUUAUCAGUAAACACGCCGCCGCCAAAACUGUCAAAUAUUUUUUCCAAAGUUGACUAACUAAAAUGACUAUUUCAGUAAUUAUUUUCGCUAUAAUUGUGUGACGGAUCUGCUUUUAUGUCAAAAUCGUCAAGAAGUCCGAAUUAUUUCUAAAGGUUAUUCCAGAAUAAUUCAAAAUGAGUACAAGCGACUCAUCCGAACCGAUGCAGGUGGAUUCAGUUCAGGAAGACAGUUUCUUCUCUCACAUUCCGCUACCAAGCUUACAACAGUUAGCAUCCAUUCAAGUAGUUCUGCCAAUGAUGUUUGAGCACUUUUCACAAAAGAAGAAAGUAUCCUCUUUUGAAUAUAAAUAUUUGGAUUCUGAUUUGCGUAAAGUGGUGGAAUCUUUGAAAACUCCUCAAACUAUUGAAAAAAUACUUACGAAAGCGGUGAAAAAGAUUGCUAAAGCAUUGGAUAUAUGGAUGAAACAUUUUGAAUCGCGCGACUUUUCAUCUGCCAACUUGGAAGGUUGUAGAAUCUAUGAUUGUAAUUGUAACCCGAACUGGUGCGUUUGGCUUUCGAGCGGCGAUAUCGAUUAUAAACAGACUGCUGACAAGAUGUUAUCUUCUGGCGAACUGAGUGAAACGCAAAUAUUCGCUAUCAUGUGUGCGUAUUGCUUAGAAGAUGAAAUCAAAGCGUUCGAUUUAAAUUCGCUUCCUGAGCAUUCUAUGAAAAAAAUGAACCUAAAUCGCUACUUUUUAAUCGCUUAUUGGAUCUUUUCCAUGAAAAAUAAAUUGCACGACCUCUUCGCUGGCAUUUCCGGUUCCUUCGAUGCCGCAAUGGCCAAUCGGUGCGAUGGUGAGCUCGCGUUCAAGUAUUUUUGGAAUCGUUUGGGCAAUGAAGAUCGAAUAUCAGUUGCUAAACACAAAAUAAGUCGUUUUGGCACUGGUGAUAGUACGUAUUUUUGCCAAAAUCAAUUAUUUUCCGCGAUGACGUCCGCUGAGCAUCUUCAUCUGUUGUCGAUGGUACCCGAUGAGAUUAUAAUUAAUUUUUGGUUCUUGGUGAAAUCACCUUCGCUUGUAUGUUGGGCAUGGAAGUAUUCCAAAAAUUCGAUGACUGCCAAACAAUUUUCCAGAAUAGUGGAAGAAAUAUUCCAGGCCAGAAUUGGGUUCGAUAAAGAUAUGCAGAUGCUUAUAGACUUAUGGGAUACGGCUCCCAUCCAUCUCAAGACGUAUGCAGCUGAGCGCUUGGUAAAUGUGAUUUUUUCACCAUCUCAGUUCGGCGGUUUACUGCCAAUGGCUGACUGCUCUUAUUUUGAUGAUGGUCUUACUUUGGAAGAAGCAGCGACAAAGCAUUCGAAGAAAGAAUACGCGUUGAAGUUUUUGUAUAAAUUUUUAUUGCUAGUAAACGCGGAUACUCGAAGACAGUUGAUGCUGAAGAAUGCAAUCGGGUUCGGGGUCAAUGUUAGCGACCCUCGUUUGAUGACUGAUGUAAUCAGCUUAUGUUUGCCAAACUCUGGAGAUCAAUUGCUGUAUAAAAAAAAAAUCAUGGAUUCGCCCACUAUGAGCGAAUAUUGGGCAAAAGAGCUUCGUCGCAGAAUGGGUGUAGAGAAUUUAAAGUCCCAAAUAGAAGUUUAUUCGACCGAUGUAAAAGCUGGUCAAGAAUUCACGAAGCGAGUACUUCAGUCGAAAUCUCUAGAUAGAAGUAACUAUUUUUUCAAUACCGAUAAUUGGAAUAAAAUGAGUAAAUUUAUCGAUGAUACUUUCCACGAUGAUCCGACGUCCGCCUCGAAUUUAAAAACACAACUGCUUUCCUCCCUUUUCACUAGCUCCGAUCAUUAUACCGAAUGGAACGAAGAGAAGAAGGUCGAUGCGAUGAUGAAAAUUGUCGAACAGGGUUUUACUCCUAAAGAGCUUGCAGUAGAAAAGCGACGUUUUGCUCAAGCUUACAAAUCGAAAAUACAAAAACGCGGAUUUUGGUGGAAUCGGUUCAGGGUAAAUUGUUUCAGUAAAUUGAUGACGUGGUGUGUGGGUGACGGAGAAGCCUUACUGAAAUUCAAGAAAAGUUUUUCUAUCGAUAAAAUGUUCCACGAAGUAAUUUACGAAUUGAACCAGAGUUAUUGCAACGAUUCCGAAUUUCAUGAAGAUUUGUUGCAUCGAUUUGAUGAUUUUUUGAAUUGGAUUUUCCCCAGUGCCGAAGAAAAGACGAAAUAUAAAUUGAAUAGAUUGGAGAUGUUGGAUUUGAAAGAAUUCGAUAUGUUUUCAUAUCUUUUAGAAGAUGAUCACCACGAGUGUUUGCCAGAGUUAUUAGGUUGGUUUUACGAUGUGGACCGGGUCCCAUCUAAGGUGUUUAAAGAAUUCAAGGCGAGAAUCAAUAAAGCUUUUAAGAGGAGCAGAAAUUUUUUCUUCUAAAUAUUUGCUUCGCGUACUUAUUAUCUCGAUGACUGAAACAUAUCUAUGUAAGUGUAACCUGUGAAACGAAGUAUUUUCUAUUACCUAUAUAUUUUUUUCAUUUAUCUGUUUUACAUUUUAUUAAAAUGACUUACGAAGUGUCAAUUAAGUAUACCAAACGUAUCGUAUUCGAUUUUGUAUUUUUAUAUUCGUAAUAAAAGUUUCAAUUCAUUGUA